Molecule: messenger RNA, 3240 nt
Organism: Seriola dumerili (greater amberjack)
Lineage: Eukaryota; Metazoa; Chordata; Actinopteri; Carangiformes; Carangidae
Gene: adamts15b
Product: ADAM metallopeptidase with thrombospondin type 1 motif 15
Exons: 8
Coding region: 1-2847 (948 amino acids)
Biological process (GO): extracellular matrix organization; proteolysis
Cellular component (GO): extracellular matrix
Molecular function (GO): metalloendopeptidase activity
Source: RefSeq, a predicted model, not a curated record
AUGGCUGCACUAAUUCAUUCUUUCGUUGUUUUUAUAAAAUUCAUUCUUUAUCUGAAACUAACAUUUUGCAUGGAGGUAGAUUUCUUCACACCUGUUCGCGUGGAUCACCAAGAGGAUGAAAAGCAUCUGCACCGGCGCGCGGAGCAGGUGAAUGAAAGACAGAUCGUUAUUAAACUAAAUGCGUUCAAAGAGGAAUUUUACCUGCACCUCGAGCCGGAUUCUAGCUUCCUUGCACCGGGAACCUUCCCUCCUGAGAGCGGCUCCUUAGCAUCCAACGCUUCCGACCUCAGGGAAUGCUUCUACUCCGGUGAUGUCAACACAGAUCCGGACUCCUUUGCCGCGCUCAGCCUGUGCAAAGGUCUCCACGGGGGGUUCUACUAUAACGGCAUGGAGUAUUUCAUCAGCCAGGACAGGACUGAAGACGCAGCAGGAUUUAGAAACUCUUUGGACAGGACGCAUGUCAUCCGCCGCAGGAGACGCGCUGCGCACUCAGGAGGCAACUUCACCAGCAGGUGUGGAGUUGCACCUGACACCAGCUCCACCGCUUCCCUGGAGAAAUACAAGUACAUGAGUGAACUGGAUAACGAUGGCUUAACUGAAACUGUGCUGAAAACCUUGGGGAGAUCCAAGAGGUUCGCCUCCAUCCCCAGAUUUGUGGAGGUGCUCGUGGUGGCGGAUGAAUCUAUGGCUAAAUUUCACGGGGACGACCUGAAGCAUUACCUCCUGACCCUGAUGUCAGUGGCAGCCAGGCUGUACAAACACCCCAGCAUUUUCAACUCCAUAAACAUAGUGGUGGUGGGCUUCAUGGUGCUGAAUGAAGCCGACAAGGGACCCAAGGUUUCCACUAAUGCCGCUCUGACUCUGCGCAACUUCUGCUCCUGGCAGAAGAAGCUGAACAAACACAAUGACAAGCAUCCUGAGUACUGGGACACGGCCAUACUCUUCACCAAGCAGGAUCUUUGCGGGGCCACAACCUGUGACACACUGGGGAUGGCUGACGUUGGGACCAUGUGUGACCCGAAGAGGAGCUGCUCUGUCAUCGAGGACGACGGCUUGCCCUCCGCUUUCACGACGGCCCACGAACUCGGCCACGUCUUCAACAUGCCCCACGACAAUGUGAAGGCAUGUGAGGAGGUAUUUGGGAAACUAAAGGACAACCACAUGAUGUCUCCCACGCUGAUUCAGAUUGACAGGAGCCGACCCUGGUCUGUGUGCAGCGCCGCCAUCAUUACCGAGUUCCUGGACAGAGGUCAUGGAGACUGCCUGCUGGACCAGCCUCAGAGGCAGCUGUCUCUCCCUGAUAAUCUGCCUGGCUCCAGCUACAGCCUGCACCGUCAGUGUGAGCUAGCCUUUGGUCACGCCUCCAAACCGUGCCCAUACAUGCAGCCCUGCUCCAAACUGUGGUGCACCGGGAAGGCCCGUGGACAACUGGUCUGUCAGACCCGACACUUUCCCUGGGCGGACGGCACCAGCUGUGGCAACAGCAAGGUCUGCUACCGAGGAGCCUGCACUGACAAGAACACUACCAUGCACAUCAAGGUGGACGGCCGGUGGGGGAAGUGGGGUGCGUUUGGAGAGUGUUCCCGAAGCUGUGGUGGAGGAGUUCAGCUCGCCAAGAGACAGUGCGACAACCCGGUCCCUGAGAACGGAGGCAAAUACUGCUACGGCCUUCGCAUCAAAUAUCGCUCCUGUAACCUCAACCCCUGCCCUGACACAGGUAAGAGUUUCCGUGAGGAGCAAUGUGAGGCAUUCAACGGCUUAAACCUGAACACCAACCGGCUGGGGUCAUCUGUGGUCUGGGUUCCCAAGUAUUCAGGCAUCUCUCCCAAGGACAAAUGCAAGCUCAUCUGCCGCGCUAACGGGACUGGGUACUUCUACGUCCUCGCUCCGAAGGUUGUGGAUGGGACGCCCUGCUCUCCUGACACCUCAGCCGUAUGUGUUCAGGGAAAAUGCAUCAAGGCGGGCUGCGAUGGCAAGCUGGACUCCAACAAGAAGUUUGACAAGUGUGGUGUGUGUGGCGGAGACAACCAGGGCUGCAAGAAGGUCUCGGGGAUGUUCACCAAACCUGUUCAUGGCUACAACUUCGUGGUGAUGCUGCCAGCAGGAGCCUCUAACAUUGACAUCCGUCAGCGCGGCUAUCGAGGAAUGGUCAGUGAUGAAAACUACUUAGCUGUGAAGAAUCGCUACGGGAAGUACCUCCUGAACGGCAACUACGUGGUGUCGGCUGUGGAGCGCGACCUGCUGGUGAAGGGCAGCCUGCUGCGGUACAGCGGCACCUCCACGUCCGUGGAGAUUCUGCAGGCCACCAGACCCCUGCAGGAGCCUCUGACUGUGGAGGUGCUCUCUGUGGGGAAGAUGACUCCACCCAGGGUGCGCUACUCUUUCUACAUCUCCAAGGAGAGCAAGGAGGAGAAAACUCUGCAGAAAGAGGAGAGAAGCAUCAAAGCGCAGAACAGCGUCUUAGUGGACAGCAACAAAGUAGAAGCGAAGAAGCAGGUGAUGGGUAAGAGGCCAGUUAGUCACUGGGUGACAGGAAGUUGGGAAUUAUGCACGGUGACUUGUGGCAGCGGUCUCCAGAAGAGGUUGGUGCAGUGCCAGAGCAUGGAGGGGCGUCCUGCAGUGGAUUGCGACAGUGCUGACAGGCCUGCAGCAGUCAGAGCAUGUGGGGAUCCAUGCCCCAUGUGGGAUGUUGGCACCUGGUCUCACUGCUCCAAGUCCUGUGGAAGGGGCUUUAAAAGGCGGCCAGUGCGCUGCAUGACCGAGAAUGGUGGGAAUCUACCCAGAGAGCACUGCUCUGGAAGGAGGAAGCCUCAGGAACUGGACCUGUGCAACCUAAAACCAUGUUAGAGCAGAACUGACGCGGCCCAUGGACUUAUCUUUGGAAGUCAAACUGAUGAUUUGACACGACCUUUAGCCCAAAUCAGCGUAACAAUGAUUGUUUCGCUGUGUUGGGUAGAAAUACUCUCAACUUCAGUCUGACUGUAGUUGCAGAGGAAACCCAGUGGAGAUAGAGAGGAUCCUCCCCCAUCAUGUUUACAUGAAAAUAAAGACGAAAAGCUGUCUGCUCGUAAACUGUCAAACCAUCUGUGGCAGGUUUGACUUUCGGUUAGUCUACCUCGACCAGGAACGACGACAUGAUGCCUGUGUGAACUGUACACAGAGCAGAAAGAUGCAGAGACAGUGAUCACACACAUCUGCACACAAACAUCAUUUCUACACAUGCAGAGGAUGAAAUUCCAA